AGAGGCUACAAAGAAAAAGGAAUUAGUUAGAAGAGAGAGAGUUUUAAUUGAGACUAAUUAUGCGAAUUCAAAAGAAAAUUUUAAACUUAAAAAGUUGGAGAGACAUGGCUGGAGUAAAGUUGUUGGACAUUUGCUCUUCUGACAAGGAGACGUUCUGUUUGGAGGAUCUGAGGACAUCACUAUCCCUCUGUGAGCAAGUAGACACUCCUGACAAGGGAGGUAUGACAGGGCUCAUGCAUUGUGCAUAUAGAGGGCACACUGGUGGAGUGUCCCUACUCCUGGAGAGAGGGGCUAAUGUCAACAGUCAGCAGGAGAGUGAUGGGUACACUCCACUCAUGUUUGCUACCAUUGCCGGUCAGAGUGAGGUUGUGGAUCAGCUGUUGGAGGCAGGAGCUACAACCACCACCCUCAACAAGAUUGGCAAAACAGCCUCUCAGUUAGGAGCCUUUGUGGGACAACAUGAUUGUGUGCAAGUCAUCAACAACUACUUUCCUCUAUCUGAGCUCCAGGCCUACACUAGUAAAGCCAAGCUACCUCUCCACUUGUCCCACCAACUCCACAAGCUGUUAUCAACCACACACAUCCACCCAGUACAUUUGGUACAGAGGUUUAGUCCUGAGCUGUGUCAGUCAUUCACUGCUGUAGAGAGAGUACUGGAGAAUGUGUGUAGGGAAAGACUAACUGCUGAGAAUGAAUCACUCUCACUCAAAGCUCACUACAUGAGCUUCUUACUACGCCACACUGUACAGGAUGGUUCUCCAUCAUUGCUCAAGAGACUCCUGACCUUUAGUGCUACUGGUGUGCCUGUUGAGCUGGAUCGUGUAUUGAGGCAAUGUCUGAGAGACUUCCCACACAUUCAUAGUGUACUCCUCAAGCAGCUAGUGUCCACCCUGGCCAGAGUGGAGCCAGGUGGUCCUCCGAGUGCUCUAUCACUGUUCACAUCAGUCAUUGUGGGAGAGAAGACAAGUGUGGCUGAUGGGGAGAGAGAAGAGAAAUGUGCUACUUGUGGGACCAUUAGCUCUGGCCUCAAGAAAUGCACACAGUGCAAGCUGGUGUUCUAUUGUGGAGUGGCUUGUCAGAGGCUGGCCUGGACAACUGGAAAUCAUAAGAAGCUGUGCAAGAAGUGGACCUCAGCCAAUACUAACCCUAGCCCCUAGUCAUGAUCAUGUACCACUCCUUUGAUAUAUCCAUGGCUGUAUUGAUUUUUGUGAA
Messenger RNA from Halichondria panicea, 1212 nucleotides. Its product is annotated as ankyrin repeat and MYND domain-containing protein 2-like. The record is from RefSeq and is a predicted model, not a curated record. The transcript has 10 exons. The coding region runs from base 60 to 1157 and encodes 365 amino acids. Gene Ontology annotation, molecular function: protein binding. Lineage: Eukaryota; Metazoa; Porifera; Demospongiae; Suberitida; Halichondriidae.